Messenger RNA from Xyrauchen texanus (razorback sucker), 3088 nucleotides. RefSeq names its product zinc transporter 4-like. The transcript is spliced from 8 exons. Gene Ontology annotation, molecular function: zinc ion transmembrane transporter activity. Gene Ontology annotation, cellular component: plasma membrane. Bases 243 to 1535 code for a protein of 430 amino acids. The record is from RefSeq and is a predicted model, not a curated record. NCBI's taxonomy places the organism in Eukaryota, Metazoa, Chordata, Actinopteri, Cypriniformes, Catostomidae. Gene Ontology annotation, biological process: response to zinc ion; zinc ion transmembrane transport.
CGCGCAGAGUGGACACGCUAACUCGAAACACAUUCACAACACACAGCCGGACUGUGACUCCAAAAUCUGCUUGAACACCGCAAUGGACGGAAUCAGCAAACGUCAAACUUUAGGAAGGUAACCUACAGUGAUGAUGCUCAAGAGACUGGCUGUCAAAUAUCCUGCAGCCGCACACAUAGAUUGAUCUUCAGUCAGUUAUUCUGAAUAUUUAUAUUUUACUGUCAGUGAGUGUAUACGCAGAGAUGUCUGGCUCAAAUCUUAUUGGACGUGUGAGGUCAGCGUUCCGCCGGCAGCCGGACAGCUGGCAUCUCAGUGACACGGCCGCAUUUGAUUUCUCUGAUGAACUGGAUGACGAUGACAUGCCAAAGUUCAACCGUCUAAAGGUAGUUGUGUCCGGAGACGUGGAUGAGUUCCCUGUGGCUGCACACAAUGGCUCGGCGGUCAACACGCUUGUGGUGGAUGAUGAUGACUCGCUUCUGGGCUCGUCAUCGAGUCUCGGGAGCCCUCCUGUGACAACAGACCCCUGCGAGAGCUGCAGGACGUCAAGAGAACACAACAAACGCAGAAGAGUCAUGAGGAAACUGGGCUUUGCUGCACUGUUGUACUUCCUGUUCAUGGUCGGUGAGCUGAUUGGUGGGUAUAUGGCGAACAGUCUGGCCAUCAUGACGGAUGCACUGCACAUGUUGACAGAUCUCAUUGGGAUUAUAAUUUCACUGCUGGCACUCUGGCUGUCCGCAAAACCACCAACAUACAGAUUCACAUUCGGCCUCCAUCGGCUUGAGGUGUUGUCUGCAGGUAUCAGUGUGUUGUUGAUCUAUAUUCUGACGGGUGUGUUAGUGAAUGAAGCUGCACAGAGAACCAUUCAUCAGGAUUUCAUGAUAGAUGGAGACGUGAUGUUGAUCACAGCUGCUGUUGGCGUUGCCGUCAACCUGGUGAUGGGGCUUCUCCUUAACCAAACAGGACAUCUUCACUCUCACUCACAUGGCCACACCCACUCACAUGGGUCACCGGGCCGAGGCCAGGAUCAGGGUCAGCAGGGUCAUGGGAGCCUGGCAGUGCGAGCGGCCUUCAUACACGCUCUGGGUGAUCUCGUUCAGAGUGUUGGUGUUCUCAUUGCUGCGUACAUCGUCAGGUUUAAGCCGGAGUAUAAGCUGGCAGAUCCAUUGUGUACGUACCUGUUCUCGGUGCUAGUGCUGUUCAGCACGUUCCAAAUCAUCAGAGACACUGGAAUCAUUCUACUGGAGGGCGUGCCGCGUCAUGUGGAUGUGUCAUGUAUCAGAGCUGACUUGCUGAAGCUGCAGUAUGUGGAGCGUGUGGAGGAACUCAAGCUCUGGGCCCUUACAGCUGAUAAAACCUCAGCAAUUGUUCACCUGCAGCUUGCGCCGGGGAGUGCGGGUAACUGGGAGGAUGUGCAGUCGAAUGCGCGGCGCCUGCUGAUAAAGUCACACGGGGUUACGCAUUGCACGGUGCAGCUGCAGACGCAGAGGCAGGGGGCACCACGGUCCUGCACACACUGUCUCACACAGCGUGCCUGAAAACAGUAAUGUUGUCUGUCUCUCUCUCUCUCACACAGACACAUCCACACAAGAUGAGAGAGAGAGAGAUAGAUGGGUAAACUGACAUGUUGACCCGGCAGGGUUUUAAAUGAUUGUCUAGCAGCUUUUUUCUAUUAUGAAUAUUGACCUCAUUUUUUAUAUGUCUUUAAUAUAAAUCUCCAUAACACAGAAACAGACCCAGUUUGCUUUUGUUUAGUAUUAUGAAUUUAUCUUUCAGUGAGGAACUCUAACAGCUUGAGUGUGUGUUUUAUGUCUUUUGGGUGAAUCUAAUGAAGAACAUUUCCAGGUCACAUUUAACCUCAGAAUGAAAAGGACAACAUGAGAAAUUAUAUUUUGCACAGAGAAACAUUUGUGUUUUUACUUUUUGAAAUAACUUUCAUUACAAUUUAGCACCACCUCCCCACUCCAAUUUCCCAUUACUAUAACUAUAUAUACAUAUAUAUAUGUAUGUAUGUGUGCACUUUAUUUAUUUUUUAUUUGGGAUGAAAUAUGAUCUGGUAUGUCCUUGACAGGGAACAUAAUCCAAACCCUCUAUGUGCAUGUGUGUUCCCUGUGAGUGUAUGUGUGCAUGAGUAUGUGUUCGCGGUCCUCUCAUAUCUGGACUGGUACUGCCUGCAGUUGAAUUACUUUUUCAUUUCAACAGGAUAAAUAUUGUUUUUUGUGAGUUUAACACAUUUAGAAUAAUUUUCUUCAUAUAUUUGAGUGCCAACAACAAAAGCUACAGAUUGAAUAUAACAUUAUUUAAAUAUCAAUAGUGACUUUCAUCAGUGUUUGGCCGUUUUAUUAUUUUUGUAGACUUUUGGUUAUUGUUUUUUACAAUGAUUAAUUUACACUGACUGUUGAAGCGCUUGAUAGAUUUUAAACACCUGCAUUCUGUAUUCAUGUGUGGUACAGCUGUCAUUGCACACCCACACCACAAGAUGGUGCAUUUAUUGUUUGAAAGUGAAGGUGGGACAGCGAUCUUUUUUUCUUCUUCUCUCGUUUAUGCCUAAUGAAUAAGAGGUAUUAGAUAUAGUCACUGUAAUUACAUAAUUUACAUUGCCAGACAAUAUUUUUUUACAUAACUUUACAUGUUUUCAGAACUUUUUGUUAUUUCUUUUUUCAAAAGGUGUAUACUGUAAACAGUCAUUUAUAAAAUGAAAGAAAUUUGGUUAGCAAUGAAAAAUGAAGCAUUUUUCCUUGUGUAUGUGGUAUAAUUCCAAUAAAACAAAACAAUCAACUGUACUUUAUAUUUUGUUUUUUACAUUACCUUCAAAAUAAAACACGUCAAAUAAACAAAUUUUGAUCACACAUCCCGAUUUUCUUUUAAUACAUGUAUCUAAAUCCUUCCCAAAUAAUCUUAAAUAAAUACAAUAAAACAUAUGAAGAAUUGUUUCUUUCUCAAAUUAUCAGAAUUUGCAGGUACAGUGCAUUCAGAAAGUAUUCAGACCCCUUCAUUUUUUCACAUUUUGUUAUGUUGCAGCCUUAUGCUAAUAUGCUUUAAAUUAUUUACUUUUUCACAUCAAUCUACACUCCUGUGAUGAGGAACUUUU